This is a messenger RNA of Suillus subalutaceus, 1932 nucleotides long. RefSeq names its product amidase signature domain-containing protein. Lineage: Eukaryota; Fungi; Basidiomycota; Agaricomycetes; Boletales; Suillaceae. Bases 275 to 1852 code for a protein of 525 amino acids. The record is from RefSeq and is a predicted model, not a curated record. The transcript is spliced from 8 exons.
UGUGCCUCCGAAUCUUUUCUAACCUGCAUUUACCAGCGUAAAGUUGGUAAUCUGAUACCAGAGCAUUUAUCUCACGCAAUCAAAUGUUUAAAAAUAUGGCUUAUCAGAAUCCUGAACUGCGAACUGGUGACCACAGACAGAGGAGUUCUCGUCCACGAAAGGGUUUUAGCUCCCACUUGUAUUGCAGACCCUUAUCAGUGACCGUCUUCUGGGCAACGAAUCUGGCCCGACUCUUAUCUCUAACUUCCCUCUCUAACUACUGUGAUCUGCAGUCAUGACUUCCAAUGCUUUCAGUGGAGCUUUGCCUGAUCUCUACGAGGCUUCAAUCGCAGAACUCCAAGAUGGUCUGGUACAAGGACUGUUCAGCAGCGUUCAGCUUGUAAAAGCCUACCUUAGUAGAAUUGAGGAAGUUAAUCUCAAAGGUCCUGCAUUACAUGCAGUCAUAGAGACCAAUCCGAAAGCCUUAACACAAGCUGCGGCUCUUGACGAUGAACGGAAAGAAAAGGGCAGCCGUGGGCCAUUGCACGGAAUACCAAUAUUGUUGAAAGACAAUAUUGCUACGUUGUACGAAGAAGGAAUGAAUACUACUGCAGGUUCCUACGCACUGCUGGGUUCUGUUGUUCCUCGAGAUGCAUUUGUAACAACAAAAUUACGUGAGGCUGGAGCUAUAUUCAUAGGCAAAACGAAUCUGUCCGAAUGGGCUGGAGCGAGAUCCAUUUCACUUCCUCGUGGAUUCUCAGGGCGUGGGGGGCAGACUCGUUGUCCGUACUAUCCGAACGCUGACCCAUUUGCUUCGAGUUCCGGAAGUGGUGUUGCGAUGGCUGUCGGUCUGGCAGCCGGGUCCCUUGGCACAGAAACUCGUGCCUCUAUCGUAGCCCCAAGUAGUAGGAAUAAUAUUGUGGGUAUCAAGCCCACUGUCGGGCUGGUAUCUCGCUCAGGCGUGGUUCCUUACUCGUCUAAUCAGGAUACUCCUGGCCCGAUGUGUCGCUCUGUCACUGACGCCGCCCUGUUGUUGACCUUCAUCGCUGGGCCUGACCCUCGGGAUGAAGCUACUUUGCGUCAGCCUGGAAUAGUCCCAGACUACAUGAAGGCACUCAACAAAAAUGCCCUUAAGGGCACUCGUCUUGGAGUACCUCGUGCCUUUAUCCGCAAUAUGAAGGCUAUCGAGGAGACGUUCAACUCCUCCCUUGACAUCUUCCGAGCUUUGGGCGCGGAAAUCGUCGACCCCGCAGAUUUUCCGAAUGGAGAGGAACUACUAGCAUCACAAGCAGAGAAGCUGGUGAUGGCAGUGGACUUCAAAUUUGGUAUCAGCAAGUACAUAUCGGAAUUGGUCGAAGCCCCUACAGGCGUCAAGACUCUCGCUGAUCUGAUAGAAUUCAACAAGAUCAAUGCAGACCUAGAACUUCCAGGGCCAUUUUACACAGAUCAGUCUCGAUUUACGGACGCGGAAGGUACACAGGUUGAUGACGCAUACUUUGCAGCACUAGCUCAAAAUUUCGACUUGGGACGCACGAGGGGAAUUGACGCCACCCUGGCCAAGUUUAAUCUUGAUGCCAUAAUUCUACCUACCGAUGUACUGGAGCCCAGACCCACAGCAAUUGCGGGAUAUCCGUUGAUUUCAGUGCCUCUUGGCUUUCAGCCAGAUGGGGUUGAAGUACUGCCUGCGACGCCAUCUCCACUUCACAGUCAAGCUCCGGGAAUUCCUUUUGGAAUCGCUUUUAUGGGAACUGCAUAUAGCGAGUUCAAGCUCAUCAGCUACGCUUAUGCAUUUGAGCAGGCUACCCACGUGAGACUUCAGAGGAAGGCGUACAACGAUGCAAUUCCGAGAACGCAGUUGGCAGGUGUUAUGUGAAGGGAGGGUUGAAAGAAUAAUCAACGCAGAGGUGGAAAUAUCAUCUGUGCAAGUGAUAAGUAGAAAGCGUUUUUAAAGUC